Messenger RNA from Cornus florida, 1137 nucleotides. RefSeq lists its product as uncharacterized. NCBI's taxonomy places the organism in Eukaryota, Viridiplantae, Streptophyta, Magnoliopsida, Cornales, Cornaceae. Bases 1 to 1137 code for a protein of 378 amino acids. Gene Ontology annotation, molecular function: RNA binding. The transcript has a single exon. The record is from RefSeq and is a predicted model, not a curated record.
AUGGCAUCGCAGGAUUCCGGCAACACGUCUUCUUCUGGCGGUGGUGGUUUCUCUCCUCCGAUCCUAUCGCUAAAUUUCGGCGACAACAGCUCUCAACCAUCAGUCAAAAUCGAGCCGCCUGCAGUUUCGAAUAUGACAAGCAAAACGAUUGAUAUUCCGAAUGAGAGGGUUGGUGUGAUUACUAGUGAAAAAGAUGAUGAUGCAGAUCCUAAUCCCCCAACUAGGGUUAGGAUCUUCACUACGCAAAUCGCCAAACCCAAGAACCCGUCUAUAAACAAUGAUAUUGUUGGGUUUGUGGAGGAUAUGUUUGUUCCAAACAAUAUGGUUAGUCUGGGAGUCAAAACCAUAGCAAACCUACAAGAAAGGACGGGAGCGCGUAUUCAGGUGAGAGUAGAGAUAGAUGGCGGCAGAGUACAGGUUGAAAGUGCAAAACAGAUGGUCAAUAAAAUAAUCAUCCAAAAUCAACAACCCUGUUAUGGUGGUUAUGGUUACUCACAACCUCAGCCUGCAUGUGGUUGUGGUUGUGGUUGUCAUGAUCACUACAGGAAGCUGCCGCCGCCGCCUCCUCAGCAACAUGCCUGUGGCUGUGGUGGUGAAGGUGGUUCAUCAGCCCCUGCACCAAAAGCUUGUCCCUGUAAUCAACAAGGGCAAGGGCAGCCGCCGCCAGUACCGCCUCAGCAACAAGCCUGUGGCUGUGGUGGUGGUGGUGGUGGUGGUUGUUCAUCAGCACCUGCAUAUAAUACCAGCUAUGGAUUCAACCAAUCAGCAGCUUUUCCCUAUAAUCAACAAGGGCAAGGUUAUCCUCAUUACCACGGUUAUGGUGGCUAUAAUAAUGCACCUGGUUACGGUUACGGUUAUGGUUAUCUACCACCUGGAGCAUAUCCAUAUUAUAUUUUUGUUCCUCCUACUGGAUAUGAUCAACAACCUGCAUUUGGAUAUGCUGGUGGCUGGGACCAGACAGCUCAAGGGGACCAGACAGCUCAAGGGGACCAGCUGCCGCCUCAGCAACAAGCCUCUGGUGGUGAUUCAUCAGCCGCUGCAGAUAAUACCACUUAUGGAUACAACCAACCACCAGCUUCUGGCGAUGGGCAAUGCAGCUGUGGUUAUGGUCAGCCGCAGCCAGAUCUUAAUCAGUAG